AUGUCUCAACCACUGGCCCCGCGACCCUCCCAAGGUCUCGAUGGCUCAAUCAACCCCCCAAAUUCUUUGAAACCGCGCAAGAUCUCGACAGCUUGUGGGGCGUGUAAGCAGAGAAAAACACGAUGUACCGGCGGUAAUCCUUGUGAAGCUUGCGCGAGCAGGAAAAGCCCUUGCGUGUACGAUGCAACUUCCGACCAACGACGAAAAAUCGCCAAUCAGCGAAAUGUGCAAGAACUUGCCGACACCCAAGUGCAACUGGAGAGACAUCGACAGCUCCUUGGGGGUAUCCUUGCAAUUGUAAAGGCUGGGGAUGCCAACGCCAACGAGGACCUGGCUCGCGUCAUACGCUCCGGUGUAGACCUCUCUCAGCUAGCAGCACAUGUGAGAAACGAGUGUCGUGCGAACACAUCAAUACAGGUGGCCUUUGACAAAAUCGACUUUACCAUCGACGGACCUAUGGAACUUCCAUCUCCCAGCCAGAUCCUUGGCCGCGAGAUCUCCCGUGGCGAUUCGGGGACCGCAUUUAUGUCGCCAAUCGAGAAGUCGGAGUCAAACAGCGACGUUACGAUGCAUUCGGUCGAUCAACAUCCUGAUCGGAGCACAGAAGGGCGAGAACCAUGA
Exophiala spinifera is the source of this 621-nucleotide messenger RNA. RefSeq lists its product as uncharacterized. Bases 1 to 621 code for a protein of 206 amino acids. Gene Ontology annotation, biological process: regulation of DNA-templated transcription. Lineage: Eukaryota; Fungi; Ascomycota; Eurotiomycetes; Chaetothyriales; Herpotrichiellaceae. The transcript has 2 exons. The record is from RefSeq and is a predicted model, not a curated record. Gene Ontology annotation, molecular function: DNA-binding transcription factor activity, RNA polymerase II-specific; zinc ion binding.